Messenger RNA from Amborella trichopoda, 2447 nucleotides. RefSeq names its product glutamyl-tRNA reductase 2. The record is from RefSeq and is a predicted model, not a curated record. Gene Ontology annotation, biological process: tetrapyrrole biosynthetic process. Lineage: Eukaryota; Viridiplantae; Streptophyta; Magnoliopsida; Amborellales; Amborellaceae. Gene Ontology annotation, molecular function: NADP binding; glutamyl-tRNA reductase (NADP+) activity.
CAUUGGAAGAAUUAUUAGAGAGAGAGAGAGAGAAGGAAGUGGGUGUGGGUCGCCGUUGUGGAGUGUGGAUAGAGCGCGCCUUCUCUGACCAAUAAACGCAACGCGCACAUUGGACGGACCGCUUCCCCUUUCCUUUUACUUUUAUUACCUCUCUCUCUCUCUCUCUCUCUCUAGCGGGUCAGGUCAACAAACAUCGACUUCUCUCUCUCUCUCUCGCUCUUAAGUUCCAACGACGAAAACAAAACCCUCACUCCCUCCUCCCUCCUCUUCUGUUUUGUUGGAGGUUGGAAGGCGAGUGGUGGUAGCCAUGGCAGCUGCUGUAGCCUUCGCCACCGCUUUUCCGGCUAAAACUAAAACCACUCGCACCUCCUCCUCCUCCUCCAACACACGUGGUAGCAAUUGUAAUAAUUGUAGCAGGGCCAGGGCCAUGGCCAAGCCGCCUUCUUCUCCAUGGAUGAUGAUGGUGCCCUUCUUCUCACCCAAGACCUCCAAACCCCUCUGCUCCGCCCCAAUUAGAUGCCAAUUGAUUCAUGAUGAUCACAUUAUAGAACAAUCCUCCUCCUCCUCCUCCUCAAUGGCCUCCAGCCUCUCCGCGCUUGAACAGCUCAAGACCUCAGCAGCUGACCGAUACACAAAAGAAAGGAGCAGCAUUGUAGUUAUAGGACUGAGUGUUCAUACGGCACCUGUAGAAAUGCGUGAAAAGCUUGCCAUUCCUGAAGCGGAGUGGCCCCGUGCGAUUGGAGAGCUCUGUGGCCUGAAUCACAUAGAGGAAGCUGCCGUCCUUAGUACAUGUAACAGAAUGGAAAUUUAUGUAGUUGCUCUAUCUUGGCAUCGAGGGAUUCGUGAAGUAACCGAAUGGAUGUCCAAAACAAGUGGAAUUCCUGUCUUGGAGCUCCGUCAGCACUUGUUCUUGCUGCGGGACACCGAUGCUACGCAGCAUCUAUUCCAAGUAUCUGCAGGGCUCGACUCUCUUGUUCUUGGGGAGGGGCAGAUUCUUGCACAAGUCAAACAGGUCGUUAAGGUGGGGCAAGGGGUCGUUGGCUUUGGAAGAAACAUCAGCGGGCUUUUUAAGCAGGCAAUAUCCGCAGGGAAGCGUGUUCGCACUGAGACAAACAUUUCGGCAGGUGCAGUUUCAGUUAGUUCUGCUGCUGUUGAACUGGCCCUUAUGAAGCUUCCGAAAUCAGACUCCCCUUGUGCGGAAAUGUUGGUGAUUGGGGCAGGGAAGAUGGGGAAGCUUGUGAUCAAGCAUCUGGUUGCUAAGGGAUGCAAUAAAAUCGUGGUUGUAAACAGAUCAGAGGAGAGGGUAUCAAGCAUUCGUGAUGAGCUAAAAGACGUGGAGAUAAUCUACAAGCCUCUUGAAGAUAUGCUCUCUUGUGCUGCUAAUGCAGAUGUCAUAUUUACCAGUACCUCAUCUGAAACACUCUUAUUUGUCAAAGAAAAUGUCAAGAAUCUCCCCCCAGUGAGCUCAGAAGUUGGAGGGCUGAGGCUCUUCAUCGAUAUAUCGGUCCCUAGGAAUGUUGGAGCAUGUGUUUCAGAACUUGAGACUGCUAGUGUUUAUAAUGUUGAUGAUCUCAAAGAAGUGGUGGAAGCCAACAAGGAAGAUCGGCACCGGAAAGCAAUGGAGGCCCAAGCCAUCAUUACUGAAGAACUGAAGCAAUUUGAAGCCUGGAGGGAUUCCUUAGAGACAGUCCCCACCAUCAAGAAGUUGCGGGCUUAUGCGGAAAGGAUCCGACUCUCGGAGUUGGAGAAAUGCAUGGCAAAGUUCGGGGAUGACCUAAGUAAGAAAGAGAGGAGGGCAAUUGAUGAUCUCAGCAGGGGCAUUGUGAACAAGCUUCUGCAUGGUCCCAUGCAGCACUUGAGAUGCGACGGCAGUGACAGCCGAACUCUUAGUGAAACUCUUGAAAAUAUGCAUGCCCUCGAGAGGAUGUUUAGCUUGGAAUUGGAGACAUCUGUGUUGGAACAGAAGAUAAGAGCCAAGGUGGAGCAAACUCAAAAAUGAUCCGGUGAUCCCUUCACUACAGCGUCCGAUUAAUCUUCAUCAUAUUUCCUUCAUUUUUUGAUGUUUGGUACUGAAGUACUCAUACUCUUACUUUCUCUGAUCCUAGGCAUCCUCAUGUUGGAAUAAGGGGCCCUUUGAAUUCAAGAUUAGUAAAUAUUAUUUGAGGAUCCUUUAGGGUGAGACUUUGAUUAGAAGAAUUAAUGAUUGUUGUUCCUUGGUGAGUUCCAUCUCCUUGUAUGAUUUUAUUAUUGUAUGAGCCUGCAAACCCAGCAGGAGUCACAUGCGAGAGUCAGCUGUGUAUCACUUGAGGUUAUGGUAUGCUUCAGUGUCAGGCCAUUGCUUGUGGAGUAGAAGUUUCGCCUCAUUCUUGUAAGCACUUCAUCUGAAUUUAGUCAAAUUGGUUUAAUAUUUGUAAAGUGGUUUUCUGGAUAUAAUUAUUUUUCUUUUC